GAUGGAAAAAAGCGUUUGCCAUGAUUGUGACAAUUUUCCCCCAUUCUUCGUUUACGUGCUUGUGAAUUCGAUUCCGUCCUCGGCUAGACUAGAGUUCAUUUUGAUAGACGCGGAAUCUAAUGGAGGCAAGCGCAGCUGUAUAAAGUUAUGGUAAAUUCUAGCAUUUUUCUUCAUGAAAUUUCCAACGGCGCUUCUCCGACAGGAGAGCAAACAAGCCUUCGCAUUAUCUACCGCCAAUCAGGAACAUCUACGAACGAAAAUCACACUUGCCUCUCAAUUUGAGAUUUUGGAAACCUCUAGUGAGCGUGCCAAUUAAAUCAUGAAGAGCAGCAACGGAGCUACUCGAGAGUCUAACACGGUGUUUUACAGCCCAUCCAAGGAAUUCAGGAAAAUGAAGCGCAAAGGCGAUAUCUCGGGUUAUAAUGGCUCUUUCUAUCGAUUCAUCCGCAUUCCAGCGAUCAUCUGCUUCGUGCACGGGACUUUCCCUUUCAAAAACGUAUUUUCUCAUCGAGGCGAGGAUAUUCGGUUCGCGUACUUGAGUCUCCACUUCGCAUGGGGCUAUGUACUCUACACGGUUGCCUCUGUCAUAUCUAUGUAUUGUAUCUCCGCCAGACCGCAGUUCAUUUACAUGGGCGUCAUAUAUCUCGUUCGCACGUGGAUCUACUUCAUAAGCUCACAAGUUUGCAACCGGUUCUUCAUCGAAUUCAUUCGAAAAUCGGAGCAAGUUGAAUACAAGUUCUGGGAGUACCGGAAAAUUCGGUUUGAUUUCGACAAGCGGAAGUACGAGUACUCUUACUACGCCUGUUUGGCGGCCUGUUACGCUUUCAACAUUGCCACCCAAGCAAUGUCCAUCUUUGCUUUUUCCAAGAGAUUUUCGAUGAACUAUGCCUUACUUGUCUCAGUUUCCGUCAUAUAUACGAUGCCAAGGUUACUCUCGCCAUUGCUCUUCAUCGUGACGUUGCACAUCCUGAAGCUCCGGUUCCUGGCCGUGGACGCGGAGCUGGCGCGGUCGCUGGAGUCGAACGAGCCCAUCCGGGAGUCGGACAUCGAGGUGCUGCGUCUGCUCUACGGGGAGCUCUGCGUCUGCGCGGAUCUGCUCUUGGACUGGUGCAGCCUCCGGAUCCUCAUCUGCCUCGGCUUCCUCACCCUGGAGACGAUCCUCAUCUCCUACCGCUGCACCGUCGUCUUCGGCCGCUUCAGCCUCACCGGCGACCUCCCCAACACCCUCGCCUGCAUCGGCCUCAUCUACGCCAUCUCCUCCAGCAGCGAGCUCCUCCUUGCCAGUAGUAAAGCGGUACUAGGCUCAAUGCGAAGGAUUCCUUUGACGUCUCUCUCACUGAGAAAUCAAAAACAGUUCCGAAUCUGGAUGAUUCAAAUGACGGCAGUCCCUAUACAAAUUUCUAUUUCCGAUUUAUUUAAAGUGAAUCGUCAUCUUAUCACGGUUAUAUUAUCCGCCAUUGCGACGUACGUCACGGUGAUAAUUCAGCUAGAACCUCAAUUGGACUUCUUGGACAAAAAAUUCAAAGGAAUGCAAAACCUCUUUAGCAGUAAAAACACGAUCAGUAAUUCAACAAAGUCAUCAUAAUACUCAGUAAACUCGUUCUCCAGAAAUGUGCAACAAGGGACUCACGAGAAACUCUCGCAUAAUUUUCUUUUUGAGGGGAGGGGGUUGCUCCACCAGUUGAAGUUUAAAUCAUUUAAGGAAAAUGCGAUUUCAGGGAAAAAGACAACAGAGAUUUUCUGAAAAUAACGAGUAAUCACACUUCAGCGUCCAUUCCUCCAGCGACUCAAUCCUCCCAGUCAAUCAGAUGUCGAGCCACACUCGGGACUCAGAACCUAUUUUCUU
Messenger RNA from Bemisia tabaci, 1846 nucleotides. RefSeq lists its product as uncharacterized. Gene Ontology annotation, cellular component: membrane. Gene Ontology annotation, biological process: sensory perception of taste. Lineage: Eukaryota; Metazoa; Arthropoda; Insecta; Hemiptera; Aleyrodidae. The record is from RefSeq and is a predicted model, not a curated record.